ACAAUUGAUCUUUCUUCACCAUAUUUAAACAAACUUUUUGGUCCAUUUGAGGGUACCAUACCACCUUAAGAUCAUAAAGCAACUCAAUUACAAUAUUCAUGGUGUUGCUUGAUCUAAGUCCUCUCGGCCGAGGGGGUUUUACUGUAGAUGGCAGAAAGGUAAGAAUAUAUUUCUUACAAAGCAAAGUAUGAUUCUCUCAUCUUGAAAUUAAAAAUUCAAGUAUCUAGACGAGAACUCACAGUCAGACAUUAUUACUUCCGGUGGUUAAGCUAGCGUGACCGGUCAAAGAGGAAUGGAGAGGGCCCUGGAACCUUCAAUGGUAACCUUAUAAAAAAAUGUCCUUCCUUUCUAAGAAAAUCAAACUGAUUGGCUUUCAAACCAUAACGCGUUAAUCUUUACUCCUUUUGAAUUAAGUUUCGUUUCUUCAAGCGUCAUCCCUGGAUCAGGUUGCUUAAGAUGUCGGAAACAGCUCCGCUUUUGCCUGCCAUUGAAGCCAGAGGAGUUCAACAUACUCGAGUGCAAGUAGAAGAUGUUGGAGUAACUGUGAGAAUACGGAAUUCUCCGUAUGCCUAUUCCAAUCACUUCAUUACUCAGAGCCGACCUUACUUUCGGCGACCUUUGCCCACUUACAUCGAUUGCGUGCUGUUCUUGCGUUUCACAGGGCUGAUGUUUGUGGCCUCUUUCUUGGGUGCCUUGGCUCUUAAUGGUGGCUAUUUCAAAGGUGCACCGUUCUACUGUUUCUUAGUCUGCGCAGUUUUCAUUGGGAUUUUCUGCCAGCACGAGGUUGUAAACAGAAAAUCACUCAAGACUGUUUUGACGCAGCCAGUAAUCGAUGGUCAACGGAGCUUGAACGCGUUGUACGAAGUGACAAUCACCGAACUGCAGGGAAUGGCGCUUCAGAAUUAUCGAGCUGGAAUCGGCUUCGUUCAUGUGUCUGAAGGAAAAGUGAAAUUCCAAGCUUUUAACAGGAGGGCAGUGCGAGCCAUGAUGAGUGCUAAGCAAACGUCUCGAUGCAUGCUGUUCUUGUUCUUCUGUGCCGCUUGUUAUAACUUUUAUUUCAUGAUGGUUCACUCACUGGGUUUUAAAUUCUGAGGAUAUGUAACUGAAUGGUGUAGGUACAGAAUACAGCAGCUUACUUCGCUUCAUUUUGCAAAGGUCCCAAUUUACUUUUAAAUGAGAUUGCGUUAUGUUUCACUCGGGGAGUUAUUCUCGUUCCCAGAGCCACCCGAUCCUCUUGCUCCGCCGUCUUAAAGGGACGGGCGGCCCUGGGGAAUAGAAUAGUGUUGUAGAGUUAGCAAGAAUACAAAUAUUCGUGUCAUUUGUUUGCGUUCCUAGACAGGAAAACGCUUUACUCUUACAGUGUGUGUACAUCGUCGAAACUGAAGUACGAAUAAGGAUACGGUGUUGUUAUAUCUGUCAGUAAGAGAGCAUGAUUAUAUUCUCUUGCUGUUAGUUACCACGCGCGCUGUGAUUGGUCAAUCAACUUAGGGGGUCGCAUUCUACUGUACGGCUCGCUAAAAUUCACAUCUACUUUUGUUGCCAAAAUGUUUCAUGAUUUAUCGCCGAACCUUCUUAACUCUUAUAACAAGUAAAAGUUGAAAACUUUCUUUACUUUAAAUUGUGUUUUGCUUUCGUUUUGCUUUCGACGUGCGUCAGAAAUUUGAAGCCGUUCCGCGUGAAUAGAAAUCGUUCCCAAGCCCGUCAGACACACAACAGAGAUGUAACAAAUAUCUUCCUGACCUUGUCUUCUCGGUCCGUACUGUAACGUACGAAUCCUCGUUUUUUCCCCUUCGAUUUAUGGCCCAAGCGCAAAGGGGAAAAAACCGCGGUCCGUAACUUGCGGUAGGGACCGAGAAGGCGUGGUUAGUAAGCGGUAUUCACUGUUGGCUUACGACAUGCAGAAAAUCACUAGGCUCGUCAACGGCCAGUCAGGUGCCUCUUUUGUCUGUUGUAGACUGCUCACAACCACUCUAUUUUUCAACGCACGAGGAAGAAAAAGCGAGUGAAGUGAGCGCGAAGCACGGGGCCAGGGGUGGGGGCGCUGGCGUCCAGUUCUCUCACCAUUCUCUCCACGUGUUCAACGAUCGAAUAAAAAUGUAACAGGAAAUAGAGGGCUGUGAACAGUCUAUUGAAGAGAGGUUUUACUGUAGUUAGUAAACUUUUUGGAGCCAUAACAAGGAAGAACUCCACGAAAUUUGCUGAACAAAAACAGGUUACUUCACUGCAUUACCGUGAUAGGAACAUAGAGUUAUUUAGAUUUUGAUUUGGCAAUAAUAAAGUGAUAAAUUUAAUUUAUUAGCAAAAUAUGAAAAAAUAACUGAAGUAAUAAACUCGAGUUUCCACGA
Molecule: messenger RNA, 2345 nt
Organism: Orbicella faveolata
Lineage: Eukaryota; Metazoa; Cnidaria; Anthozoa; Scleractinia; Merulinidae
Source: RefSeq, a predicted model, not a curated record